Molecule: messenger RNA, 2770 nt
Organism: Drosophila grimshawi
Lineage: Eukaryota; Metazoa; Arthropoda; Insecta; Diptera; Drosophilidae
Gene: Wdr33
Product: pre-mRNA 3' end processing protein WDR33
Exons: 9
Coding region: 221-2635 (804 amino acids)
Cellular component (GO): mRNA cleavage and polyadenylation specificity factor complex
Molecular function (GO): protein binding
Source: RefSeq, a predicted model, not a curated record
UCACUGAGUUCGCUCGAACUUAUUCCGAACGCUUCAGCACAACUAUCGUCCACGCGACUAAUUAAACAAAAGUAAAAAAGAAAUUAAGUUGCUAAAAAUCAUGAAAAUAAGUUUAUAAAAAACAUGACUAAGCACUAGCAGGCCAAAAAUUUCUCUACAAAACAAGGAGAAGGAGAAAGGAAGCAAUAAAACUCAACUGGAAGUCAAUUAAUUAACAAUCAUGGACGUGUCACAGCCACCGCCACAGCUGUUGACGGCGCCAUCGGCGCUGGCCACAAAUUUCACAUCAAUGCCGCCGCCAUCGAUGGGCCAACACUACAGACACUACCAUCCCCAUCAUGGAGCCGGCAAGCAGGGCUACAAUCACUUCAAGCCCUUCAUGCCCGGCGGCUUUCAGCGGCCGUUUGGCAUGUCGCAGGAUGACUUCGAUGGCAAGCGACUGCGCAAGAGUGUUAUGCGCAAAACAGUUGACUACAAUGCGUCCAUAAUCAAAGAGCUGGAGGCACGGCUCUGGCAACGCGACUAUCGGGAUCGACUGGCGCUGCAACCGGACAGCAUUUAUGUGCCGCAGAUGCUGCCGCCGUCCAGCUAUCUGGACAAUCCGGCCAAUGCAAUAACAACACGCUUCGUGAAGACAGCCACAAACAAGAUGCGCUGUCCGAUCUUUACGCUCGCGUGGACGCCGGAGGGUAGAAGACUGGUAACUGGCGCCAGUUCAGGCGAGUUUACGCUCUGGAAUGGCCUCACCUUCAACUUUGAAACCAUUCUCCAAGCUCACGAUAUUUCGGUGCGGACGAUGGUGUGGUCGCAUAAUGACAGCUGGAUGGUGACUGGUGAUCAUGGUGGCUAUGUGAAAUACUGGCAGUCGAACAUGAACAACGUGAAGAUGUAUCAGGCGCACAAGGAGGCGAUUAGGGGAAUAAGUUUCAGUCCCACGGACAGCAAAUUUGUCAGCGGCAGUGAUGAUGGAACUUUGCGCAUCUGGGAUUUCAUGCGCUGUCAGGAGGAGCGUGUGCUGCGCGGCCAUGGCGCGGAUGUGAAGUGCGUGCAUUGGCAUCCACAGAAGGCAAUGAUUGUCAGCGGCAGCAAGGAUAACCAGCAGCCCAUCAAGAUCUGGGAUCCCAAGAGCGGCAUAGCACUGGCCACACUUCAUGCGCACAAAUCGACCGUCAUGGAUCUCAAGUGGAACGACAAUGGCAACUGGCUGGUCACUGCGUCACGGGAUCAUCUGCUCAAACUGUUCGACAUUCGCAAUCUGCGCGAGGAGGUUCAAGUGUUUCGCGGCCAUAAGAAGGAGGCCAGCUCAGUGUCCUGGCAUCCCAUACACGAGGGUCUCUUCUGCUCCGGUGGCUCCGAUGGUUCCAUUCUCUUCUGGAAUGUGGGCACGGAUAAGGAAAUUGGAUGCGUGGAGACGGCACAUGACAGCAUUGUGUGGACACUCGCCUGGCAUCCACUCGGGCACAUUCUGUGCUCUGGCUCCAACGAUCACACCAUCAAAUUCUGGACACGUAACAGACCCGGAGAUCUAAUGCGGGACAAGUACAAUCUGAAUACGCUCCCCGCCAGCUUGGCGGCACUCGACGAAUGCGAAUACGACGAUGCCGUCAUACCGGGCAUGGGACCCGAGGAUAAGGUGGAGUUCACCGAGAGCCUUACGGCCGACAAGGGCUUUAUACCGGGACUGGAUUUGGAUGCCGGCAGUAGGACAGGCGGCGAUAAGAAGGUGCCUUACACCAAGCCCAUCCCACGCAAUUUCCAGGUGCAAUGGGCCGGACCACGACGAGCCGAUGAUCCGAGUGUGCUCAGCAUACACGAUGAGCUGGCGGCGCGCGAAUCCAAGGACUCGAGCAAUGGUCUGACCCACCAGCAGAUCAGCGAGAAUACGCUCGAAGGCAUCCUGGCCAGCGGCAUGCUCAACGGCCUCGAUCCCCAAACGAUUGUUGGCGUCUUUGUGUAUGGGCGCUUCAUACGAGUGCAUCCCGACUCGAGACUGAUGGGCGCCAUUCGCCAGGGCGCCGAAUACCUGAACAAGUACAUUGAUGCCGGUAAGCUGGAGGAGCUGUGCGAUGUUGUGCCCAUGAAGGAGCGGGAACGAGAACGUUCUCGAUCGCUCUCGCCCACGGUGGAGACGGCACAGGGACGUGGCGAGGUUUCACCGCCACUGAAGAAAUCACGCUUUGAGCCACGCCAGCACAAUGCACAGCUGGUGUGCGUGCGCGAGCUGCUGUUGCUCAAGAAACCCUUCCUGCCGUCCCUGCUGACCGUUAAGGCGCAACAGCCGAAAACCGAGUUCAUCGAUGAGCCCUCGAGCUACGGCAACGGAUCACCCAUGGAUUCGGCCUCGCGCGACGAUUCAAAUGGCCGACCCAAUCCGUGGGCUUCGAAUGCACCCUGGUCUAACUAUGGCAAUGGCAAUGGCAACGGCUCCUCCUCCAAUCAGAAUGGAUAUGGCAACAAUGGAGGCGGCGGCGGCGACAACUUCAAUGAUCGGGAACGUGAUCAGUUCCAAAAGAGUGGGAACAACAACAACAGCAAUAGUGGACAGCAGCGACGUAGGCGUGGCAACAAUGCCGGCUCGGGUGGAGGAGGCGGCGGCGGUGGCCGGAAUCGGGGUCGCAACAACAGGCGCUUCUAGUCCAACCAAUUGCUGCACGGACCAAAACAAAAACUCAACACAAACACAACCCACAUUCUGAACAUACGUUUUGUAAUCAUACAAAAAAAAAGAAAGAAAAUCAAAUAUUUACUUGGCUUGUCAAGUUCAACUCCA